CCCCUGGCUCGAGGGGCGCCGCUGCUCCAGUCGGAGGAGGGCGAGCUGGGAGAACCGGCGGCGGGCUCGGCGCGGCCAGGCGCCGCCCUCCGCCUUCGCGUCGCGCGCGCGCGCCUCGCGGUGGAGAGGCCGAUGGCGCCGAGCAGAGGCCGCGCGCGCGCGCCCCGCGGCUGGAGCCUGCUGGGCGGGCUCCUCGCCCUGCGUCUCUGGCCGCCGCCGCGCGCCACCGCCCAGGACAUCUACUCGCCGGAGGACCCCGCCCUCUGCGCCUUCGUGCGCCUCCAGGGCGGCGCGGCCGCAGCCGCGGAGGAGGCCACCGCGGAGGCGCUGCGGGCCACCUGGGCCGCGGACGCCCGCUUCCUCCGCGCGGCCGCGGGGGAGGAGCACUUCUGGCAGCACCUCGGGACUGACGACGAG
Messenger RNA from Prorocentrum cordatum, 417 nucleotides. Lineage: Eukaryota; Dinophyceae; Prorocentrales; Prorocentraceae. The record is from the annotation of a GenBank genome assembly.